AUUAUAAAAGGCUGACGGAAGCGUCUGUUUGUGGCAAAUUCAGUCCGCCUCCCAAAUGCUAAAUAAAUUGAAGCUCAGAAUCAGGAGACCAAGUAGGGGAGAAGCACCAGCAAGUUCUGGGAAUUGAUUGUUCAGCUCAUAAAAUUUCCAAAUUCAUUUCACAUCUCAUUCUUUUUUUUUUCCCUUUAUCCUAUGGAUACUUACAUGUAGAAGUAGAAUAGUAGAUAGGUAAUGGCUUCUUCAGAGAUCGAAGUUGUUUCAGACAGCAGGAACCAACAGAACUCAGCGAGUUCGAACUCAAACCUUAACGAAAUCAACAUAAUUGACGUUUUCUCUGCAUCUGCUUACGGUGAUUUCGAUAAAUUGCGAAAGUUCGUCGAGCAAGAUGGUUUCUCCGUCUCCAAUCCUGACCGUAAUGGUUAUUAUGCUCUACAAUGGGCUUCUUUGAAUAACUUUCCUGAUAUCGCGCACUAUAUUAUCGAGCAUGGUGGCGAUGUUAAUGCUACCGAUAAUUCACAGCAGCCGGCUUUGCAUUGGGCAGCAGUUCGGGGCUCAAUUGCCGCAGCAGACGUGCUUUUGCAGAAUGGAGCUCGCGUAGAGGCUGCUGACGUUAACGGCUAUCGGGCAGUUCAUGUUGCAGCUCAGUAUGGGCAAACAGCUUUCCUAAACCACAUCAUCGUGAGGUAUGGUGCUGAGUUUGACAUGCCAGACAAUGAUGGGAGAAGUCCUCUUCAUUGGGCUGCUUAUAAGGGCUAUGCAGAUACUGUGAGGUUGCUUUUGUUUAGAGAUGCAAACCAAGGUAGACAAGAUAAGGAAGGAUGCACACCUCUGCACUGGGCUGCAAUAAGAGGAAAUGUGGAGGUAUGCACGGUACUUGUACAUGCAGGCACAAAGCAGGAAUUAACAGUCAAGGAUAAUGCUGGAUUUACUCCUUCCCAGCUUGCUUCUGAUAAGGGUCAUCGGCAUGUUGCUUUUUUUCUUUCAAAUGCACAAGGGACAAAUAGAAGUUUCUGUAAGGACAAAGUUGGCAUUGGGACAUUAGCAGAUACAGGAUAUGCCCCCAUUUUAUUGUGUAUCAUAAUGAUUCUUAUAGUGCUGUUCAUCAACUCCAUUCUUACAGCUCCUAAUUUCACAAAGGUCACUGCUGUUGUUGGACUUUGGGGAUGGGUUGCCGUUUCUCUUGCUUUUGGUUCACUAUUCAUGUUCUACAGAUGUAGCAGUAAAGACCCAGGUUACAUAAAAAGGUCUGCAGGUUUUACUGAUCAUAUGGAUAAAGAGGAUCCAUUGUUGAAUAUUGAUCUGAACAUUUCCUCUGUUUGGAUGGGAAACUGGUCUCAAUUAUGUCCUACUUGCAAGAUAGUCAGACCUGUUCGCUCCAAGCACUGUUCUACGUGUAAGCGCUGUGUGGAGCAGUUUGAUCAUCACUGUCCAUGGAUAUCUAAUUGUGUAGGGAAGAGGAACAAAUGGGACUUCUUUGUCUUUUGCUGCAUGGGAACUGUGACAUCAUUCAUUGCUGCUAUUAUCACAAUUGAAAGGAUUUGGACAGGAAUGCCAGCAAUCCCUGCUUUGGAAAGAUGGAUACAUCAUCUGGCAGUUCAACAUCCUGGGGUUCUCGUGUUUCUAUUCAUGGAUACCAUUAUUUUGAUUGGAGCUACAGCUUUGACCAUAUCACAGGCAUCACAGAUAGCACAGAAUAUCACCACUAAUGAGCUGGCAAAUGCCAGACGUUAUGGAUAUCUUCAAGGUCCGGAUGGGCGAUUUCGCAACCCCUACAACCAUGGGUGCAGAAAGAAUUGCACUGAUUUCCUUAUUCAUGGCUAUAUUGACGAUAAUGAAAUUGCUUGGCCUACAUUACAGCAGACCACCAAUUAAAACCAUCACAAUACGCUUCAAUUUUCCUCAGAAUUGAGAAUGUUGUUUUCUCUGAGACAUUCCUCUCAGACUGUUGAUCUAUUAUGUGUCCUAUGAUACAUUGCAGAGUGUGACUCACAGGCUACAGAUUCCAAUGCUUCAACGCCUCUAUCUGCCUGCUUAUACUACAAAUGAAUAGGCGCUUUUCUGUUUUGGAGAAUGCAGGUGAUGCAUGUUCUGUGUACAUACCUUCUGAUAUAUGUGAUGGUGAGACGUAGGCAUGCUUCUUGUGAUACUUAAUCUUCAACAAGAAAUCUGUCUGUAUUGUUUUGCUAUGCAUGUAAAAUUCUUAAAUAAAUACGCUUGCGAGUUUUUAACUAGAACCUGCUAAUUAGCUCGAACAUUGCCAUUGCUACUAGUGAGAGAAUGUUAAAGUGAAUGGUAUUCUUAGCAAAGCUGAAUUUCAGUAUGUUAUCUUUUCUUUGAA
Messenger RNA from Nelumbo nucifera (sacred lotus), 2338 nucleotides. Its product is annotated as Ankyrin repeat family protein with DHHC zinc finger domain-containing protein. Gene Ontology annotation, molecular function: protein binding; palmitoyltransferase activity. Gene Ontology annotation, cellular component: Golgi membrane. The record is from RefSeq and is a predicted model, not a curated record. NCBI's taxonomy places the organism in Eukaryota, Viridiplantae, Streptophyta, Magnoliopsida, Proteales, Nelumbonaceae. Gene Ontology annotation, biological process: protein palmitoylation.